Molecule: messenger RNA, 2889 nt
Organism: Paramecium pentaurelia
Lineage: Eukaryota; Ciliophora; Oligohymenophorea; Peniculida; Parameciidae
Source: the annotation of a GenBank genome assembly
AUGUAUGACAAAAUUUAUCAAGCUUCAGAAGAUCCAUUAUAUUUAGGAAAAGAUAUUCAGAAUUUUCGUUUUUAAAUCCCUGAAAAUGAAUUUAAAUCUCAUAAAUCAAGUAGAUUGAAUUCAUAAAGUUAAUAAAUAAAGAUUGUAACUAAUACAACUAAUACUCAAUAAUAUCAUCAAAUAACUAGUAAUGCAGCCUUGGCUUCAGAAAAUUUACUUAUUGAUUUAUAAAUUGUACAAGAAGAAAACAUAAAAUUAAUUAGUCAACUCCAAGUUUUACAAUUGAAUACAAAAUAAUAUUAAAAGGAAAUAUAAGAUUUUGAUGAAAAAUCAAAAUAUUUAGAAAGUAAACAUAAGGAUUAAAUAUUACAUAUUUAAUUAGAAAAUGAUAUUAAUUUUAAGAAAGUUGAAUAAGAGAAUGUUAAAUUGUUAAGCUAAGUUGAAGUUUAUCAAAAAAAAUAAUAACAAUAUGAGAUUUUGAUAGAUGAUUAUUUAGUAUAGAUAGAUAAAUUAAAUGCAAUUAAUAAUUCAUUAUAGUAAUAAUUGAUACUUGUAUAGAAGGAUAGUUCUAUCUAUUAUAAGGAUUAAGAUAAAUAGAUUUAAAAAAUUAGUGAAAUGAAUUAAUAACUCUUAACCUAGAUUACUUAAUUAAAUAAUUAAAGGAAUACAGAUUCAUUAUAGAUUAAGGAUUUAAGUAUUAUACGGUAAACACUAUAAGAUCAAGUUAAGAAACAUUAAGAUGAAAUCAAUUUGCUUAAUUAGAGAUUGAAGGAGCUUUCGGAUUAAAAUUCAUAAUUGAGUUAAAUGAAUACUGAAUAUUUGAAUCAAAUCACAGUAUUUCAAACUUAGGUUUCUGAAGUGUAAAAUAAAUUAUAACAAAAUAAUUAUGAAAGAGAGACAAAAAUAAGGCAAAAUGAAUAGUAAACUAGACAAUCUAGUUCUAUUAACAGUAGACAUAUUGAGGAAUUAAAUAGUAAGAUUCUAAAUCUUAAUAAUUAAUUAAAUUUAGCGAAUCAAUAAAAGCAAUAAUUAUAAUAAGAAUUAUAUUUAACAAAAAAAUAAUUGCAAUAGGAGUAAGAAGAUAAACUUUCAGUUUAAUCUAGAUAGUCUAAAUAAAAUCAAUAAUCAAAUUAAAUAUUAGAAUUUGAAGAGAGAAUAAGAUAAUUAUAAUAGUAAUUAGAUAAUGAAUAAUUGAAUAAGUCAAUGAAUAAUGGAGAUUUAGAUAUUAAGAAUAAAUAAAUAUUAAUGUUAGAAUAGAAGAAUUAGAAAUUGUAAUAGUAGUUAGAAUAAUUUCAUGUUUAAAUGGAAGAAGAGAAAAGUUUAUUAUAUAAAGAAAUAGAUCAGUUAUCAGAUCAGAAUAAAAGAGCCAAAUAGUUAAAGGUUACUGAAUAUGAUUUAGAGUAUAGGAAUUCUGUUAAACAAAAAGAGACUUUACAAUAAGAGUUGAGUAAGGCUAAUUAAAUUAUUUAAAAGUUUUAAAGCAAGAUAAAAGCAUUAGAAGAUUAAAUUAUGUAAUUGACAAAAGAAAAUGAGAGUUCAAAAUAAGAAAAUAAAUUUUUAGCAGAUUUGGAAGAAUAGCUUAAAUAAUGUCAAAGAAAAUAUGAAUUAGAAAUAAAAGAUUAUAAUAUUUAAAAUUAAUAGCUUAAUUCAUAAUUAGAUAAAGUGCAAUCUGAAUUACAAUAAAUGAAAUAGAAAUAUAUAAAGGAAAUAUAGGAUUUAGAGUCUAGAUUAUAAAGAGAAAAUUAAAGAGUUUCUUUAUAAUUAAAUGAUAAAGUUUCUGAUUUGAGUUAGUUAGAAUUAAAGAAUAAGUAAUUAUAGGAAGAAUUAAAGAAUAAAGAAUAAAGAUAUGAGAAAAAAUUAAGAGAAGCAAAUAAUAGAAUAAAAGAUAUUAGUGAUGAUUUGGAAAUAAUGAUUGAAAAUUAUAAGAAGGAGAAAUAAGUAAUAUUAAAUUAUAUUAAGUUUAUAGUUAAAUGAAAAGUGGGAAAGUUAGAAUGAAGAUUUAAGAAGGUAGUUAUCAGUUUAAGUAGAAGAGAUUUAAGUUAAGACAGAGAGAAUGAAUAAUGAGAAAUAUGAAAGAUAAUCAAUAGAAACAAAAAAAUAGAUAGAGUAAGUUUAAUAGAAAUUGAAUAAUGAAAUAAAUUAAAUUUAGGGUGAAGUAAGAUAAAAAAAUGAAUAAAUUAAUUAAUUAAAGCAAUUAAAUUAAUAAUAAGAAUAGAAAAUUAGUAAAUUUGAAUCAUAUAUACAUGAUUUAGAAGAUUAAUUACAAUAAUUUUCUAGAAAGGAGGAAUUAUUGAAUUAAUCAAAAAAUUAAUCAUUGGCAGAUUCUUUGAAUGUUAAGAUUAUGCAAUUAGAAAAUAAUUUAAUAAAGGCUUAGAAGAAGGAGGAUUAAUUUAUAUAACAUAUUCGAUAAUUAGAAUAAUAAUAAAAUUCGUUUAGAAAUACAUCUGAGUAAAGAGAAUUAGAAUAAAAGAAUAAUUAAAUGUUUGAAGAAAUAUAAAUAUUAGUAUAAACAAUUAAAAGUUAAGAUUUUGAAAUUUAAACAUUGAAGAAUGAAUUAAUUUAAUAUUAGAAAGAGGUAUCAUUUAUGAAAGAAGUUGUAAAUGAAGACACAAAUAGAUUAGAAACAUCAUUAUUAGAUGAUAAGAAUAGAAGAAUUAUUGAAUUAGAGAAUAAGUGUGCAUUAUUGGCUAAUGAAAAUACAAGAUUAAAUUAAUUAAAAGUAUAAUUAUUAUAAUUUAAUAUUAGACAAAAUAAGCUGAUGAGUUUCAGAAAAAGUAUGAUAAAUUAAAAUUAGAAAUAGAAAGAAAUUUAAAUUUUAAAGAAUAAAAUGAACAAGACAAAAAUAUUAUAAUUUCUAGUAAUUUUGGGUAAAUUUCAAAUGCAAAAUGA